AUGAUUUUCUUUUUAAAUAUCAUUUAUCAAGAUAUUAACAGAAGUUGUUAUUCAACUGAUGGAAAAAAACUCAAUAGAGUCACAGACCAAUACUCAUACCUCAGAAUAUCAGCUGCAUGUGAAAUAAUAAAAGGACACUUUCAAGAUUCAUUAAUUUCAUUUACAUUUGAAGAUAAUCCUCAAUUAACAACAAUUGGGACUUCUUGUUUUGCGUAUUGCAAGAACCAUACUACUAUCAAUUUAUCGACUUGCAGUAAACUUAAAAUAAUAGGUGAAACUGCAUUUGAAUUUUGCGAAGCAGUUACUGAAGUAAUUCUACCAGAAGGACUUCUUGAAAUUCAAUUCCAAGCUUUUCUCGGUGUUUCAAAAUUAGUAAGCAUUACAAUUCCAGUAUCUGUUGAAAAAAUAUAUAAGAAUGCAUUUUAUCAGAUAUCUAGUCUUAGAAAUGUUCAAUUUAAAGAAGGUUCAAAAUUAACCUCAUUAGAAGAAGGAGUAUUUUCUCUCUUAAAUAGAAUUUCUACAUUCCAAAUUCCAGAAAAUGUCGCUUUUAUACAUGGAUAUGCUUUGGAUUAUCCAUAUUUAGAUUAUCUCACAAUUCAUCCUAAAAAUAAAUAUUUGAUACUUGGACCAGCCAAUUCUGUUUUGUCUGCAAAUAGAAGCAUUUUAUAUUUCGUUGGUAAAAAAUAUUUAUCUUCAUUUGAAGUUCCAGAACAAGUCACAACUAUAAAAACAUUUUGCUUCUUCAGAGCUUAUUUUAGAACAAUAAAAUGUUGA
Trichomonas vaginalis G3 is the source of this 774-nucleotide messenger RNA. Its product is annotated as regulation of response to stimulus. The transcript has a single exon. Bases 1 to 774 code for a protein of 257 amino acids. The record is from RefSeq and is a predicted model, not a curated record. NCBI's taxonomy places the organism in Eukaryota, Parabasalia, Trichomonadida, Trichomonadidae.